Tremella mesenterica DSM 1558 is the source of this 555-nucleotide messenger RNA. RefSeq lists its product as uncharacterized. Bases 1 to 555 code for a protein of 184 amino acids. The transcript is spliced from 5 exons. NCBI's taxonomy places the organism in Eukaryota, Fungi, Basidiomycota, Tremellomycetes, Tremellales, Tremellaceae. The record is from RefSeq and is a predicted model, not a curated record.
AUGGAAGUUAGGUUAGCUUCUUUACCUGGGGGAAGGGAUGGUGAGGCUGCCAAGAGAGUCAGAAAUGAGGUAGAAGGACGGAUAGCGAAGGUAUUUCUCUUCUGCUCUGAUAAGACGAUACAAGAAGAAACAUUCAGAUUAGCCCGGGCAAACCUGAGAGUGAACGGUCAUAACUAUGAAGACUUUGUAGAAGCCACCGAACCUUUCGACGAAGUAUUAGACAGGAAGAUCAAAGCUCUCGAUGUGGAGAAAGUUGGAUGGGAUAGUACUAUAGCGGACAGACGGAAGAAGACUCCGGGGUUGAUCAAUCGUUUAGAGGACAAUCUGGAACAACGACGGACAGCGGCGGAAUGGUUACCUGACGAUGAAGUGGAGGAUGACAAAACAAACAAAGUUGGAGACCCGCCCAAACCUCCUCGACACAAGGAGACCAUUCAAACGUUUAAAACUGCCGUCACAAACCUCUCAGAGCUGGCCAUAACGGUCCCUUCUCAGCUGGCGAGAGCUCAACGUGCUCAAGCAGUACGAGAGGAGAUAUCCAGUAUGCCUUCAUAA